Aureobasidium pullulans EXF-150 is the source of this 444-nucleotide messenger RNA. RefSeq lists its product as uncharacterized. Gene Ontology annotation, molecular function: ribonuclease MRP activity. Gene Ontology annotation, cellular component: nucleolar ribonuclease P complex; ribonuclease MRP complex. Gene Ontology annotation, biological process: tRNA processing; intronic box C/D snoRNA processing; nuclear-transcribed mRNA catabolic process, RNase MRP-dependent. Bases 1 to 444 code for a protein of 147 amino acids. NCBI's taxonomy places the organism in Eukaryota, Fungi, Ascomycota, Dothideomycetes, Dothideales, Saccotheciaceae. The transcript has a single exon. The record is from RefSeq and is a predicted model, not a curated record.
AUGUCGCAAGAGAAGGAAAUAGAGACGUCGCCAAACGUCGACAUGCAGGAUGCUGAUUCCUCGGGUCAAACCAAACGCAAGCGAUCCGAAAAAUCGUCAACACCCGUCACUCAAUUCACCAUUCGCAACCCGCCAUGGUCAUACAUCCAGCUAUCCCUGAUCACGAACACGCCAAAUUACCAACUAGACGCCCUGACCGCACACUUGCAUCUCAGAGCCGCUCUGUCACAAUUCUUAGGACUACACGGCACCGCUAUACCCAUCGACAUCCUCAAACUUCACGACAGCGACGUUCACAUUCGCGUACCAAGAGAAGAUGCUAGUGCGCUUGUCAUCGCCGUCGGAGGUUGGGUCGGUAAAACUGGCGAAGGCUGGAGGGUCAAGAACUCUGGAUGCUGGGGUGCUGGCCUGCAUUCAAGUGCAGGCGCAGACCUGUUCAAGUGA